GAGAGAGUGAGUUUGUGAGUAUGAAUCCCUCCAAUGGCUCUGGCUUUUCCCCUGCAGGUCGGAGCUGCUGUGGGUGCGCUGCUGUGGUCUGUGGCCAAGCAUGGUGCUGUGGCCGGAUCUGCCCAGCCGUGGAACAGAGACAUUUGCUGGAUGGAAAAUCCAUAAAAGAAAGCUCCUAUGAAAGCCGGAGACAGACGCUAACUAAGUAAAAUCAGAUAUUUGGGCUGCUUGACCUCAUUGAGUGAUUGCUACUAAUUAACAAGACUUUUUUGGGAAAAGGGAAUUUGCCUUCUGAGCCCUGUACCAAAGACCUGGGGAAAAACAAACCAUCUCCAUCUUUCCUGAGUACUUGGAAACUGCCAAGUCCCCUGCUAAUGUGCUGACUGGUCACUAUGGGCAGACGGUACCCGGAGGCUCCCUGUCACCCAGGCAGCUCAUAUUUCAAAUUAUAACCUAGUUCCUGCACCACUGCUGGCGUCCACUGACCCAUGUCCGAAGUACUUCCAGCUGACUCAGGUGUAGACACUGUGGCAGUGUUUAUGGCCAGCAGCGGAGCCACAGACAUCACGAAUCGAAAUAGCCCGGCCACACCACCAAACACCCUUCAUCUCCGCUCCUCCCAUAAUGAACUGUUGAAUGCUGAGAUAAAGCACACCGAAACCAAGAACAGCACGCCCCCCAAAUGCAGGAAAAAAUAUGCACUAACUAACAUCCAGGUGGCGAUGGGCCUCUCCGAUCCAGCCGUGCAGCCCCUGCUGGGAAGUAGCUCUGCCAACAUCAAGCUGGUGAAGAAUGGGGAGAACGAGCUCCGGAAGGCUGCAGAACAGGGACAGCAGGACCCCAACAAGAACGUCAGCCCCACUGCAGUCCUCAACACAACUUCUGAGAAGUUAGAGGGCAAAGAGCCCCACCCACGGGAUUCCUCAGGCUGUGAAAUUUUACCCUCCCAACCCAGGAGAACCAAGAGCUUCCUAAAUUACUAUGCAGACCUGGAAACCUCCACCAGGGAACUAGAGCAGAACUUGGGCAACCAGCACGGGGUUGUGGAAGAGAAGUCCCAGCCAGGCCAGGGCCAGGGCCAGGCCUCCACCCUCAUUGCGAACGGCGAGGGGCUGCCGCAGAAACCAAACAAAGCCCAGUUCAGCCCUGAAGAUGGUCACGCGGCCACAGUGUCAUCCAGCCCAGAGACCAAGAAGGAUCAUCCUAAAACGGGGGCCAAAACCGAUUGCGCCCUACACCGGAUCCAGAACCUAGCACCGAGUGAUGAGGAGUCCAGCUGGACAACGUUGUCCCAAGACAGCGCCUCGCCCAGUUCCCCGGAUGAAACAGACAUAUGGAGUGAUCACUCCUUUCAGACUGAUCCGGAUUUGCCGCCUGGCUGGAAGAGAAUCAGCGACAUUGCUGGGACCUAUUACUGGCACAUACCAACAGGGACGACUCAGUGGGAACGCCCCGUCUCCAUCCCAGCUGACCUUCACAGUUCUAGGAAAGGGUCACUUAGUUCUGUAACGCCAUCUCCCACCCCAGAGCACGAGAAACAGCCAUGGAGUGAUUUUGCUGUUCUGAAUGGGGGAAAGAUUAAUAGUGACAUUUGGAAGGAUUUGCAUGCGGCCACAGUUAACCCGGACCCCAGUUUAAAAGAGUUUGAAGGAGCAACACUGCGCUAUGCAUCUUUGAAACUCAGAAAUGCUCCACAUGCUGAUGAUGACGAUUCUUGCAGCAUCAAUAGUGACCCAGAAGCCAAGUGUUUCGCCGUGCGCUCGCUGGGAUGGGUGGAAAUGGCAGAGGAGGACCUCGCCCCUGGCAAAAGUAGCGUUGCUGUCAACAACUGCAUCAGACAGCUUUCUUACUGCAAAAACGACAUCCGGGACACAGUCGGCAUCUGGGGAGAGGGGAAAGACAUGUACCUGAUCCUGGAGAACGACACGCUCAGCCUGGUGGACCCCAUGGACCGCACUGUGCUCCACUCUCAGCCCAUCGCCAGCAUCCGCGUGUGGGGCGUGGGGCGCGACAACGGCCGAGAGAGAGAUUUUGCUUAUGUAGCAAGAGACAAAGAUACAAGAAUUUUGAAAUGUCAUGUGUUUCGAUGUGACACACCAGCCAAAGCCAUCGCCACAAGUCUCCACGAAAUCUGUUCCAAGAUUAUGGCCGAACGGAAGAAUGCCAAAGCCCUGGCCUGCAGUUCCUUACAGGAAAGAGCCAAUGUGAACCUCGACGUGCCCUUGCAAGUAGAUUUUCCAACGCCAAAGACUGAGCUGGUGCAGAAGUUCCACGUGCAGUACUUGGGCAUGUUACCCGUAGACAAGCCGGUCGGAAUGGAUACCCUGAACAAUGCCAUAGAAAAUCUUAUGACCUCAUCCAACAAGGAGGACUGGCCGUCGGUGAACAUGAAUGUGGCCGAUGCUACUGUGACCGUCAUCAGUGACAAGGAUGAAGAGGAGGUCUUGGUGGAGUGCCGCGUGCGAUUCCUGUCCUUCAUGGGCGUCGGGAAGGAUGUCCAUACGUUCGCCUUCAUCAUGGACACCGGGAACCAGCGCUUCGAAUGCCAUGUUUUCUGGUGCGAGCCAAACGCGGGUAACGUGUCGGAGGCGGUGCAGGCCGCCUGCAUGGUGAGUGCCUCUCCCCCUGCCGCCGCCGCUUCUGUGCUGCGUGCAGGUCGGUGCCGAGCUCCUUAGUGAGUGGAAAAUACGUCUCCUCUCUGAAGUGACACUCUGCCGUGUCACACCCUCAUUCCUGCGGACACGACCUGUGGUGACGCGCAGUUUGCCGUCUCAGUGGCCAAAGGCACCGACAGGAAGCCGGGCUGCGUGGAGCCCCGUUCUAGAGACCACUGAAAGCAGUGAUCUUCAGAACUACAGAUUGGAGGAU
This is a messenger RNA of Ailuropoda melanoleuca (giant panda), 2868 nucleotides long. RefSeq names its product amyloid beta precursor protein binding family B member 2 (gene APBB2). Lineage: Eukaryota; Metazoa; Chordata; Mammalia; Carnivora; Ursidae. Gene Ontology annotation, biological process: regulation of DNA-templated transcription. Gene Ontology annotation, molecular function: transcription factor binding; amyloid-beta binding. The record is from RefSeq and is a predicted model, not a curated record. Gene Ontology annotation, cellular component: cytoplasm; nucleus. The transcript has 17 exons. Bases 489 to 2675 code for a protein of 728 amino acids.